Penicillium alfredii is the source of this 690-nucleotide messenger RNA. RefSeq names its product androgen-induced gene 1 family protein. NCBI's taxonomy places the organism in Eukaryota, Fungi, Ascomycota, Eurotiomycetes, Eurotiales, Aspergillaceae. The transcript has 4 exons. The record is from RefSeq and is a predicted model, not a curated record. Gene Ontology annotation, cellular component: membrane; endomembrane system. The coding region runs from base 1 to 690 and encodes 229 amino acids.
AUGCUUGCUGACUUGAACUCAAAAAGCAUGGAUGAUAACCCUAAUCGGGCUAAUGAGGCUUACGGCUGGCAUUUCCAAUACCUGACCGUGAUCGGGUUGACUUUGUCCACGUUGACCUUCAUUACUGCGGUGCUGGCAGAUAUCACUCUGUCUCGGCGGCUGUUUUUAAUCAAAAACCUUCUGUCGGUCUGUAGUGCUCCUAUGGAGGUCCUCAUCAGUGUACUCUAUUGGGGUCUCCGCAUGAUUGACGAGCGUUUGGUGGUCCCUGAUUGGGCUGUGAUUCCCCUCCAUGCCGACAUCAGCUUCCAUGCAAUUCCAUCUAUUGUGAUGCUUUUGGAUUUGUUGUUUCUGUCCCCGCCUUGGACUAUUACUGCUUUGCCAUCGUUGGGACUGUCUGGGUCAAUUGCUUUUGGAUAUUGGUUCUGGGUUGAAAGAUGUUUCAAGUACAACGGAUGGUGGGUUGAAGUUCAAACUAUGCCCCGAGUCCCCACUGACCUGCCUAGGUAUCCGUAUCCCAUUUUUGAGCAGCUGCCCACUCCUGGUAGGAUUGUCCUUUUCACGCUGAGUGCCGUCGUGAUGGCACUGAGUACGGCCACUCUCAAGUGGCUGUAUGGCCGCGUUAAUGGAUUCGGGCUUUCCGUUCCGCCCCAGUCUCGUGCUGGUGAUAUCAAAAGGAAAGAAGGACUGUGA